GAGGAAGCGAGCGAACAAAGCGAACCAAGACAGAGAGAAGAAACAAAUACAUCUACCACAAACAUACGUCACUCAUAGAGAGAAGAAACAAAUACAUCUACCACAAACAUACGUCACUCAUAGAGAGAAGAAACAAAUACAUCUACCACAAACAUACGUCACUCAUAGAGCAUCAUCACAGUAAGGAUAGUGCAGAGACUCAGUCGCGUCAAAGCAUCGAGAUUACCUGGAAGACGUAUCUAUAUCUGCCUGAGAUCAAGUCAGGUCCCGCGUAUCAUAGAGGCAUCAGAAGCCUCGUGAAAGCUCCUUCACAUGGGUGCUGGCGCUUGUCGCUCCUCUGCACAGCACGAUGAGAGUGACCACUCGGCUCUGAUUCGCCCAUGGCGCAUUCCGAAUGGAUAUGUUGAAAUGGAGCUGGCUGAAGCUCGAUGUCGAGUGAAAGCAGGAACUAAGGUGUUUGUUCGCUGCACUGCCCCGCAGAGUCUGAAGCUCGUCGAGUACUUUCACUUCGGCGUCUUGCUGGGGAGGGUCGACGGGAGUGACGAUGUCUGUGUGGCGCAGCUGAAUCACGAGGGGAUAGUCAAGGUGCUGCCUUUGACGGAAUUCUGCGGGGGAAAGAAGCUCUUCGCCUCGACACGCGCAUCAGGGCAGCAGCUUCCCGACAUGAUCGCCCGCACCAUGGCGCACGAAGGGAAGACCCACUACAACAUGGCGACAUGUAACUGCGAGCACUUCGCGUCUCUCUGCACUGAGAACAAGUUUGAGAGCUUGCAAGUGGAUUCGUUGAUGGCGAAGAUAGAAUCGUGCUUGACGGGAUGGUACACCGACAGACAGCUCGACAGCUCCUGGCAGCCUCGAACGGCCUGGCGAGACUUCAUCGGUGACCAUGUGGCACUCGCUUGCAACGCAGAAUUAGAUGCGGCCAAAGAAUAUCUGAUCAAGGCGACUCAGAGAAAUCGGAAGGCGUUCUUCAGUAAAGAGAUUGAAGGGGGCUCGGAGGAGGGCAGGGGAUCAUUUGUACUAUGACGCAUAUGUAAAGUCGGUUGAGAU
Molecule: messenger RNA, 1050 nt
Organism: Guillardia theta CCMP2712
Lineage: Eukaryota; Cryptophyceae; Pyrenomonadales; Geminigeraceae
Exons: 6
Coding region: 313-1026 (237 amino acids)
Source: RefSeq, a predicted model, not a curated record